Molecule: messenger RNA, 3555 nt
Organism: Myxozyma melibiosi
Lineage: Eukaryota; Fungi; Ascomycota; Lipomycetes; Lipomycetales; Lipomycetaceae
Exons: 3
Coding region: 1-3555 (1184 amino acids)
Biological process (GO): DNA replication; double-strand break repair via homologous recombination
Cellular component (GO): chromosome; nucleus; cytoplasm
Molecular function (GO): four-way junction helicase activity; 3'-5' DNA helicase activity; nucleic acid binding
Source: RefSeq, a predicted model, not a curated record
AUGCGUCCCCUGCUGUCGGUCGACAAAGCUGCGACGCCAAAACAUUCUACUCCCAGGCGCUCGGCACCAGCUGCAGCUUCUGGUACCCCAGACACCUCCCGCAGCACACUCUCGAAGACAUCUAGUAUUGGACUGAACAAUCUCGGUGGCCAAGCUCCUCUGACUCCAGUCAGCGCUAAUCCGACAAUAAACAGACGCAAAAUUGCCAGCUCUAUAUUGACUCCUGAUGUACCGCUCUCUCACGCGAUUGAUCUAAGUAGCGAUGAGGAAAAACCAGCGGCAGGUUCUUCCGCUGGCGGCGCGCGCGAACGACGUCGCAGCAACUCUGAUCUCUCUCCUCGAAAAUCUCCCAGCAAGCGAUUGCGGCAUCUACCAAACUCCGAAGAUGCCAUACGAACUCCGAUAUCUACAGUGAAAAAUCCUCGACAUCUAGAACAGCAGGGCUCCGACGAGCCAGAAAUAUCUGUUGUAUUCGAGCGAUCACUCAGCGUCGAGUCUCAAAUUCAGGCUACAGGCGAGGAUGAAUAUGAGGAUUUCGACGAUGAUUCCUACGACGAUGGUACCGGAUUUGUGGUUCCGGACUCGCUAGACCCAGAUCAUGUGGCUGCAAAAUCUGACGAAAAGACCGAGAAGGACUUGAACGGCUUAUUCUCAGAUUCCGACGGCUCAGAGUCGGAAAUCGUGCCAUUGCAGGAGCCUCCUCAAAAACAGAGGAAGGGGCGACCACAGCCUAACAUAUACGCCUCGAAAAGAAUAACUGAGUUUGUCGCUCCUCCGGUACCGGAAAAGCCGCAGAAUAAGAGGUCUUCUGUCGGUCGCGCUUCCCCGGAAGAUCCAAAAACUAAUGUUUCCAGCACUUCGAUCAAUACUACCGAUGAUCAGGUUCAUAGCACUCCAAGCCAUGUCCCCGGAUCUCCAAUGCAUUCGUCGUCUUCAGAGCGCUCUUUCAACAACAGUACAUCUAUGAGCGAACCAAACUAUGACGAUUAUUUCGAAGGCAUGACCAGCAACGAGCUGACAAACGAGAUCAUUGUGAUUUCGAACGGUCUUAUAGACUUAUUGAAAGAACGUCUGCUUACUGAAGAAAAUACGAAUCUCUCAGCGACAGUCAAGGCCGCCAGACGUGCACUGAAGGCCCCGGAGUUUGCGAAACUCAGCAGACUACAUGAACGCGGUCUUGAACUACUCGAAGAGCUCAAGAAUAGCGGCUUGACUGUUGUGCAAUCGGCCAAUCAGAAAUCUCAACAACAUGGUGAUGUGCUUCCAAACUCGGUGACAAACCAACAUGUGUCCGCGUACUCUGAAAACUUCCAAGCCUCUGACAACACAAGGAGAGAUGACAUUUACAUGAAUGAUCUAGUUCCGCUUCCGGAACCGGACAUCAACUUUGAUGUCAGAGAGACUCGUGAACAAUACAUAUCCGGCAGCUCAUAUAGCGGGUACAAUGGUGUUGAGGUCACGACGUAUGAAGCGGCAGCACGAGAGGAGGAGGCCACGGUCAGCAAAUACUUUGGAUAUGAGCGGGAGAGAUUCGAGACGCGACAGCUAUCGCCUGUGCAAGAGGUUGAUGCAGCUGUUGAGACGCGGAGUACCCCGAAUGAUUACUACAAUACGGAUUCAGGCUAUGAAGACAUCGCUGAUGAAGACAUGGACAAUUUCUUCAAAGAUCCAAUUCUGAUUGAUGAUGAUGCACGCGGAGAGUACAUAAACCCAGCGAAGCAAAUGACUCACGGUGGUGUGUACGAUAGAAGCGACAAAGAGAUGCAGUAUCCCUGGUCAGAAGAAGUCUGCCAGGUGCUAAGCAACGUUUUCAGACUUCCAGGGUUUCGAAAAAAUCAGCUUGAGGCUAUCAACGCGACUCUCUCCGGCAAAGACGUGUUUGUUUUGAUGCCGACGGGAGGCGGUAAAUCUCUCUGUUAUCAGCUACCUGCGCUAGUUUUUGGCGGCAAAACGAAAGGCACCACUAUUGUUAUUUCACCCCUGAUUUCGCUCAUGCAAGAUCAAGUCGCUCAUCUGAUUGAGAAAGGAAUACGCGCAGGCAUGAUAAACUCAAGAGGUGAUCUUGAUGACAGAAAGAGUAUGUUCAGACUACUGAACAGCGGCGAUCUCUCGCUGCUGUACAUUUCGCCUGAGAUGCUCAACACCAGUGGUCAGCUCAAGAGCUCGAUAUCCCGACUGCACUCUAAUGGACAGCUUGCGCGGAUUGUGAUUGACGAGGCGCAUUGCGUGAGUUCAUGGGGACAUGAUUUCCGCCCGGAUUACAAGGAACUCAAGAUGUUUAAGCAGCAGUAUCCUGAUGUGCCAAUGAUUGCAUUAACGGCAACUGCCAAUGACCGUGUACAGCUUGAUGUGAUGCAUAACCUUGAGCUUAAGAAUCCUGCGGUUUUCAAGCAGAGCUUUAAUCGCCCGAACUUGUUCUAUGAGGUCAGGGAAAAGAGCAAAGAUGUUCUACCGGAAAUCAGAGACCUGUUGACAGUUAAAUAUCCAGGAAAAUCGGGUAUUAUCUAUUGCCAUUCGAAGAUGUCGUGCGAGCAAACUGCGAGCAAACUCCAGCAGUUUGGACUUCGGGUGACGCACUACCAUGCGGGAAUGACACCCGACGAGCGCAUGGACGUGCAAACGAAAUGGCAAGAAGGAAGCCUGCAAGCUAUAUGCGCUACCAUUGCGUUUGGCAUGGGUAUCGACAAAGCCAAUGUACGGUUUGUGGUGCACUACACUUUACCGCGGAAUUUGGAAGGAUAUUAUCAGGAGACCGGCCGUGCUGGACGCGACGGGCUGUAUUCUGAAUGUAUAUUAUAUUAUGCUUACCGCGAUGCGAGCACGAUGAUGACGAUGAUUGACCGCGACGAAUGCGACUUCCAAACGAAGGAGAAGCAGCGCUCGUUUUUGAAGCAAGUUGUGCAAUACUGUGAGAACAAGACUGAUUGCCGUCGCUUGCAAGUUCUACGGUAUUUCAACGAGACAUUUGAUAGUGCCGAGUGCCACAAAUCUUGUGACAACUGUCGAUCGUCAAACUCUACCGACUACGAGGACCGUGAUGUGACAGAGGUUGCGAAGAACAUUAUACGGGUGGUUCGCCAGCUUCAGAAUGAGAAUGUGACGAUGCUAUACUGCAUGGACGUGUUCCGGGGUGCAAAGACCGCCAAGAUCCAGAACGCAAACCACGAUGGUAUCGAAGGGUACGGUGCCGGGAAAGGUCUGGACCGCAUAGAUAUCGAGCGGAUAUUCCAUCAUCUUGUGACUGUAGACGCGUUGAAGGAGAUGUCAUCUGUCAACAAGGCCGGCUUCGCGUCCUCAUACCUCAAGACUGGAGGUCAAGCGAGCGCGUUCUUGUCUGGACUUAAGAAUCUGACGAUGCAGUUUCCCAAGAAAGGAACGCGACCAAAGACGACCACACCGCGUGUCAGCGCAUCGUCUCGAGCAGCAGCCGGCUCUGCAUCGGCACGGCCCAAGAGUUCAGCGAAAGCAGUAAGAGCGACGACCAAAGUAGCGGCAAGAGGGCAGUUUCGGAAAUACAGGGGAAAACCGUAUCGACGGCGGACCCAGACGGUGUAG